Molecule: messenger RNA, 1764 nt
Organism: Trifolium pratense (red clover)
Lineage: Eukaryota; Viridiplantae; Streptophyta; Magnoliopsida; Fabales; Fabaceae
Exons: 2
Coding region: 1-1764 (587 amino acids)
Biological process (GO): DNA integration
Molecular function (GO): nucleic acid binding
Source: RefSeq, a predicted model, not a curated record
AUGCAUCCAGAUGAUAUUCCUAAGACUGCCUUCCGUACCCAUCAAGGCCACUACGAAUUUCGUGUUAUGCCUUUUGGUCUUUGCAAUGCACCUUCUACCUUCCAAACAGCCAUGAACAAGUUGCUCCAACCAUUUUUGCGUAAGUUUGUUGCUGUUUUCUUUGAUGACAUCCUAGUUUACAGCGUGUCACUCGAAGACCAUUUACAACAUCUUGAAUUGGUUUUUAAAGCUUUAAUCCAAGAGGAAUACUUUUUGAAACAUUCUAAAUGUUUACUAGCUCAGCGCCGUCUUGAAUACUUAGGGCACGUUGUCUCUGCUGCUGGUGAUUGCCCUGACCCUUCCAAAAUUCAAGCAAUGUUAGAUUGGCCCACCCCUACCAAUGUUACUGCCCUUCGUGGUUUUCUUGGCCUCACCGGAUUUUACAGAAAAUUCAUCCAAGGGUAUGCCUCUAUUGCAUCUCCCCUCACCUCUCUGCUACGUAAAGACUCAUUCCAUCGGAAUCCGGAAGCCACCAUUGCCUUCAAUGCCCUCAAACUAGCCAUGACCUCUGCACCAACCUUAGCCCUUCCCAACUUUACCAAACCAUUUAUCCUUGAAAUAGACGCCUCUGGUAUAGCCAUGGGAGCUGUACUAAUGCAAGACUCCCACCCAAUUGCAUUCUUCAGUAAACCGUUUUGCCCGCGACUCCAAAAGGCCUCAACCUAUGUUAGAGAAUUACAUGCUAUCACUACAGCAGUCAAGAAGUGGAGACAAUACCUUUUGGGUCACAAAUUAAUCAUUUACACCGAUCAUCAAAGUCUCAAAGAAUUACUCACCCAAAUAGUUCAAACCCCUGAACAACAAAUUUAUCUGUCAAACUCAUGGGUUAUGACUACACCAUUCACUACAAAACGGGCAAAACCAAUGUUGUGGCCGAUGCACUUUCCCGCCUUCCAGAGACACCCUCAGGAUAAUCGUAUCUGGCUUGAUCCUUCACUCCCAUUUUGCAAAUCAUUACUCGAAGAAUUUCAUAGUUCUCCCUCUGCUGGUCACAUGGGAAUUGCCAAAACUCUUGCUCGCUUACAAGCAAAUUUUUGGUGGGAAGGUAUGCGUAACCAUGUUAAACAGUUUGUCACUGGCUGUUCCAUUUGUCAACAAGUUAAAUAUGAAACAAAGAAACCAUCUGGCCUCCUCCAACCUCUACCCAUCCCACAUGCCAUUUGGGAAGAUUUGUCUCUGGAUUUCAUCACCGGCUUACCACCAUCCAAUGGUUACAGUGCUAUUCUGGUUGUAGUCGACCGAUUCUCUAAAAGUGUUCACUUGGCUGCUCUUGUCCCACAUUACACUGCACACAAAGUGGCAUUACUAUUCUUUGAUACUGUCUACAAACUUCAUGGAAUGCCACGCAGUUUAGUAUCCGAUCGAGAUCCUUUAUUCAUCAGCAAGUUUUGGCGUGAAUUAUUCACACUCUGUGGCACCCAACUUCGUAUGAGCACUGCUUACCAUCCCGAAACCGAUGGACAAACGGAAGUAUACAAUCGUGUUUUGGAACAAUAUCUGCGUUCCUUUGUUCAUCACAAACCCUCCCAAUGGUCCAAAUUCCUCUCCCUUGCUGAAUGGUCCUAUAACACAUCAGUUCACUCAUCAACUGGACACUCCCCUUACCAGAUUACAUUUGGCAAAACACCACCAACCAUCCCACAAUAUAUCCAAGGCCAAUCCUCCAUCGAAGCUGUGGAUUCCAUGCUAGCCAACCGCCAACAACUUAUCAUUACUUUAAGAUAG